AUGGCAUACCAACAGAACAGCCAUCAACAUCAUUAUCACGGCCUUCCUGCCACUCCUUCGCCGCAACAUCAUCCCGUGCACCAGCAACAACAGCAUCCACAGUCGCAACCCUUUCAGUACCCUGCGCAGUAUGCGCAGACCCCUCCACUAGCUGGCCAACAGACUGCCAACGCAUUGCGACGGACGACAAGCUUCGAUGCUGGUGAUGAUCGGAAUUACUUCGAUGAUAACCGUCAACGCACCGGUGCUGUUGCUCCUGGCCAUCCCGGGCAAGCUGGCCAUGGUGGUGGAUAUGCGAGUUAUUCGAGUGGCGUUGUGAACAACAAUGCGACGAAUAAUCUGGGAUCGAGGAAUUUGCAGUUUUCCGUGGGAGGUUCACAGCAUUCCGUAGUUAGCCAGACUUCAUCGCACGGAGUUGCGGCCAUGUCGGGGUACCAACAUCAAUAUCAACCUCAUACCUCAACUGCCACUCUCCAAGCUUCCUAUAACCCCGUGCAGUUCUACCCCACGCCGCCAGUCCAUUCGCAGCCGGCAUAUAAUCCACAGGCGUUCGUCCCCGCAAGUACCUCCAGUAGUACUACCAGCACGUCAUACAACAGCCCGGCCUCCCAACAUUAUAAUCCGGCCGCGUAUCAGACACCGCCAUCAGCCACUUAUCAAGCAUCUCCCAUGCCUUCAUGGCAACCUGUCACUCCCGGCCAGUCGUAUGGAUUCUCUCCACAACCCCAAUUCCAGUUUCCACAGUCUGCAUCUCAGCAUUCACAAGUACCGCCCCCGCCCCCUCCUCGGGCCAGCGAGACCAGCUACUCUGCAUAUUCAGCGCCGCAAUAUGUGGAUUCAUCCCCACGUCCAACGUACGGCUUUCCCUCCACUAUCUCCCAAGCAACCUCAUCCGUAUCUCGCAUCGCCUCACAGCCAACAUACUCGGCUACGCUUCCAUCCCAGACUGUUCACAAUGCGGGCCAAUACACGGCGGAUGGUUCGACCACGACCGUUCCGGAGAAUGGAUACUCUGAAUCGACAUCCACAGUCGAGACCAUUACCUGGACCGCCGCCGGAGCGCAGCAAGCUGCACCGUCUAGGGUAGAUGGCAGAGAGGCAUUUGAGCCGAAUUAUGAAAAUAUUGAUGACGAAGAUGCUGAGGCAGCUGCUGGCCUGGCAGCAUUACAAAUGGCAGAAGCGGAGGAUGCGCUCUUCAAUGCGCGACAAACCACAAAUCCGGCAGCGAGCGGCUUCCGACCUGUCUCCGGUCUACUCCCCACUAUUCCAACCCCGUCUAGCCGAGUUGAGUCAAGUAGCGAUAGUGACUAUGCACAUUAUGAUAUGGGGCUAUACGGUGGAGGCUAUGAUGCUCGUCUUCACUAUGGUGAUACCAAUCUGAGCAUUAGCCCAGGUACUGAACAACUUGCAACUGCAUCUGGUUCAUUACGAAGCUCAAAUAGGUCCACAGAUGACCGAGGAGCACAUUCAGAUGGUUACGAUUACCCAAGUAUUGAUCAAGACUCCAUUCAUCCGUUCCCAUCCCAUAGUACUCAAACACGAGUGGAUGGCAUCUCAACUGGGCCCCUGCCAGAACGGAGUAUCGAAAACAGAAGAAUGAGCUUUGACCACGGUGAUGAAGGCUCCAUAAAUCGAUCGUCCAGCCGGCCGAUCUCGUUCGGCGAUACUACGGAUGAAGGCGAACCCCAGGACUUAUUUUUCCACCCGGGAAUGUCUUCCCGGCCUCUACCUCCUGCGCCUGUCCCUGCAGCAAGCAGCAAUCUCAUCCCGCACUUGAUGCCUGCUGGCACCUACCGGAGCCGGGCCCCCAUUCCGGAACCAUACAAUACCUAUUCACAACCUCCUUACUCAUCCAAUCCAGAAGAGUCGAAAACGGACGCAGACCGGAUUAGACUCAAGCAAGGCGCUUAUGAUACGCCAACUCCGACACCUGUUACGCUAGAUCUGCCUACCAUCCCAUCCGGAAGACGCAAUAAGUUUAAUCCUACCAAAUUGUCUACGGAGCAAUUCAGAAAAUGCACUGAACCCUGGGCCCUUAGUGCCAUAGUCGCAUGGAUAAAGGGAUUGAGCGAAGAUGAGGCCGAUUUGAGGAAACAGACCGUCAUCGAUGCCAUUGUCGCCUUGUUUACCCAUAAAGUCCCAACCAUGAACACCAUUGAUGCGGAAGUUCUGGGUGACAGGGUCGUGGAAAAUAUGUUGAAUGAAGGUGUGCUGAUUAAAGAUGAAGAAUGGGUUAAGUUUGGUCCUGGAACACUUUCCGGUGUUUUCUGGCAGAUCAGCGGUCAAGGUUGCUACUCGUCUCGUCUACACUUGCAGGAAGGAGAAUCUGUUGGUCGCUGCUAUUCUCAUUACUGCAUGCGAACUCUAAAGAAGGUCAAUCUCCAGGCGCAGGCUAUGGAACCGGAGAAAAAAGCUGAAGACUGGGCAACAUUCUAUAAAGUGGGAAAGGAAAUAUUUGAUACUCAUUCCAAAAAAGAAGUCGAUCGGCAGAAUAUCCUUCACGAGAUUGUCACAACCGAAGAUGCGUUCAUUGGACAGUUGGAUGUCUUACGAACUUUGUACCGUGAUCAGCUCUCCGAAUUUGAUCCACCAGUGAUUAACCCAAAACGCCUCAGCAAGUUCUUAGAUGAAGUCUUUGGAAAGGUCGAUGCUGUCAAAAAGGUCAAUGAGGAUCAUUUACUUGCACAAUUGAAAUAUCGACAAAAGGAACAGGGUCCAUUUAUUGUUGGCUUUAGUGACAUUUUCCGUGAAUGGAUUAGACGAGCCAAGGCUGCUUAUAUCGAUUACGCAGCGACCUUUCCGAAUGCAAAUUACCUUGUCCGGAGAGAAGCUGAAACAAACUUGAUGUUCAGGCAAUUCUUGAAUCAAGCCCGAGACAACAAACUCUCAAACCGAUUAAGUUGGGAUACAUACUUGAAGGCUCCGAUCACACGUAUCCAACGAUAUGUUCUUCUCCUAAAUACCGUAUUAAAGAGCAUAGACAAAGACUCUGAAGAGAAGUCUAAUUUGAUACAGGCUAUAGACGAAAUAAAGGCUGUUGCUUCAGAAUGUGAUACGAAAGUCGGAGAUAUGGCCAAAAGUGUGUCUCUGAAGGAAUUAGGAUUGAAACUUCAGUUUAGGCCCGAAGUGAAACGGGAAUUUGAAUUUAAUCUUGAGCACUUAGAGAUUAUUUUCCAAGGAGAUCUACAACGUCCGCGGACAAAACGGUUUAAUUGGGUUGACAUACGCGCUGUUUUGUUCGAUCGGUAUCUAAUUCUUGCGAAAAUCGGUUUCACACGAGAUGCGGCACGCAAAGAGAUUUAUGAUGUCUCCAAAUUUCCAAUACCAAUGGACCUGCUAAUGCUCGAGAGCACUAACGAUGACCCUGUUAUGAGAUCUUCGGUCAGGGGGAUAACUGCCGUUUCAGCACCUGCUGCUGGUAGACUUUCUUCUCCGGCUGAUCGGAGUAGCCCUACGCCUGGUGCGCUGGCCCACGCUGCUACUAGCUCUUCCACCACCUCAACCAAUUCGUCCCUAUCCAACAAAACGAUGGUCCCUACGUCAGUGCUUGACAACGCUAGGGAUGACAAAAUUUUAUAUCCAUUUAGAAUCAAGCACCUCGGUCAGCCAGACGUUUACACCCUCUAUGCACCCACUGCUCAAAACCGACAAGAAUGGUGUGAAAAGAUUAUCGAGGCCAAAAUAAAGCAUGCUAAAUCUCUCCAUGCUCAGAAUGCGGAGCCUUUCAAGCUUCGUGUGCUUUCUGACUCUGCAUUUGCUUAUCCAGAACAUGCAGUUGCGCCUAAAACCGCAGUAAUUACAGGCACUCCCCUGGAUCGAGCGAUACGUGAGGUUGAAGCUAGGUAUGAAGGGAGUCUGUCGCGACCAUUGCCAGUUUGCAGAGCUGCGGUCAACUGCGCUACGGUAUUCCAGCAACCACAUGGGCGAUUGAUGUGUGCAAUUGGAACAGAUUACGGCGUGUAUAUAUCUGAAUACGACAACCCUAGAGGCUGGACUAAGGCGAUAUCUACUACUCGAGUAACUCAGAUUGCUGUUUUCGAAGAGUUCAACUUGUUCCUGCUCAUUGCAGACAAAUCUUUGAUUGCUCACCACCUCGACGUGGUAUGCCCGCCAAGUGGAGUUCCUACGCAAAGCGACUCACAAAGGCGUGCGCCUCAAAAGUUGUCUGGUAACCGAGAAGUUGGAUUUUUUGUUGCAGGCCGAAUGAAGGACAGGGCUCUUGUGAUUUACAAGAAGCGUGAUGGAAUUACUUCCACUUUCAAGGUAUUGCCAUUCAGAUCGUCUCAUAACAAAUACACCUGGAGGAUUUCCAGCCAUGGUCUGUUCCAAACCUCCGUGCAACCUUACCAGAAAACCAACCGGCCCUCAACCAAAUUGGCAACCGAAUUAAACAAUCUCCGGCCUUUGGGCAUGUUUCGCCUCACCGACAGAGACUUCCUCUUGGUCUUCGUUGACUGCGCUAUCUACAUUGACAAAUAUGGAGAAGUUAGUCAUGGAGUGAUUAUGCAAUUCCUCGGCCGUGCAACAUCAGCCUGUCUUUAUGGGAAAUUCCUCAUACUCGUCAACGAAGAUUUUGUCGAAAUCCGCAAUGCUGUGAACGGGCGACUUAGACAAGUCAUUGCAGGCCGUAAUGUAACGCUUCUUGACGAUGCUGGGAAUGGGUCUAACGGUUUUGGCAACGCAUCAUCAGCCAAUUUUAACGAGGCGGCUGCGACAAACCCCUUAAGUGGGCAGAAUGGGCUGGGUCUUUCGACUGCACUUUCGACCGCCGGUCGGACUGUAAAAAUUUGCAUGCAGCACCCUGAACACGAGCGCAGUCAAGUUGUAGUGGAGCUACUAGAAAAUCAAGGGUUAAAGGAAUGA
This is a messenger RNA of Histoplasma mississippiense, 4863 nucleotides long. RefSeq lists its product with no specific name. The transcript has 6 exons. NCBI's taxonomy places the organism in Eukaryota, Fungi, Ascomycota, Eurotiomycetes, Onygenales, Ajellomycetaceae. Bases 1 to 4863 code for a protein of 1620 amino acids. The record is from RefSeq and is a predicted model, not a curated record. Gene Ontology annotation, molecular function: guanyl-nucleotide exchange factor activity.